AUGGGUAAAGAAGGAGAGAACAAGAGUAUAGCAACCGGAGACAAGAAUGGAAUACUACGACCAGAGUUUUCAUCCAAAUUAUCUUCACUCUUCUCUCAGGAACUUGAAGAAUUAAGAAAACAAGAUAAACAAAGAAUCAUAGAUCUUGAAAAUGAGAUUAUUCAAUUAAAGAAAACAAUUCAAUCUAAAGAUGAAGAAAUACAGAGAAUGAAAAAGAGACAAAGUAGUAGGGAAGAUAUCUUAUUAUCUUCUUCACCAAUUAAGAAACCAAGAUUAAUACCUUCUUCUUCUAAUUUAACUAGAUCAGUAUAUGAUAUUAAUUCAAAUAAGAUCAAUAUCCAAACCAAUGCAAGGAAAAGUAAAUCAAUGUAUGAAGAUCGACAUAUUAUGCCUACUCAGUAUUCAGAUGAUGAUGAUGAAGAAGAAUCUAUAAUAGAGAAUUCACAAGACAAUAAACAAGAUGUGAAUAGGAACGUUCUUAUGAAAUCUUCACCGACGCGUGGAAUAUCAUUGUCGCGUAAACCCUCGGUUGUUUCUUCUUCUCAGGUGUCAGUUAUAUUCAGUCCAAAACGAAAGUUGAUUGGUGUUGAUAAGUUAAGUCCUAUCAAAGCAGGAAUUAAAUUGGGUAGUAUAAGACUAUCUCCGAAGCUUAGUCCGGUUAAAUCAACUCAAUAUUCUUCUAGUUCUCCCGUUGCUUCUCAACAGAAGCAACAGCGACAACAACUGCAGCUACAACCAGGUGUUGUAGUUGAUGAUGAGAUUGAAGAUUCAGAAGAAGAAGUAUCUAUUAUUGAUAGCAGUGGUAAGAGUGAAGAUUAUUUCCCUGAUUCUCCAAUAAUUGGAAUACCAAAGAAUAUUACAACAAUUUUACAAAAACGACAAUUCUUAUUAAAAUAUUAUACUGAUAAAUUCCACAAUUCAAUUGAUUUUAAAAUCAAUUUAAUUAAGAAUCCCAUAAAUGAAAUUUCAUGGGAUUUUGGUGAUUUUAAACAAAAUCCAAAUUAUAAACCAGAUAAUAAACAUAAGUCAUUUAUACGUAAUCAUAAGAUUAUAAAUCAACAACAAUAUGAUAAAUAUAAACAAUUUUAUCAAGCAGUUAAUAAUGGUGAUGUUAAACUUGAAGAAGAAGAAGAUGAUGAUUUUGAAGAUAAAUUAAGUCAGAUAUUUGAUAAAUUUGCGUCACCACCAGGGUUUAUGCAAAGUGAUUUCCCUAAUACUCAAGAGCAAGAGAAACGUAAACAAAUUAUUAAACAAAGACAAUUAAGAAGACUUGCUAGAAGAAUUAAAUCUUGUGUUACAUUACAAAAUGGAAUACAAAUUGGUGAAUUCAUAUUUACUUGUGAUAUUCUUAAUCAAUAUGUCAUUAAAGGUAGAUGGUAUAUAAGAUGA
This is a messenger RNA of Hemisphaericaspora subhashii, 1389 nucleotides long. RefSeq names its product ssDNA endodeoxyribonuclease. Lineage: Eukaryota; Fungi; Ascomycota; Pichiomycetes; Serinales; Debaryomycetaceae. The record is from RefSeq and is a predicted model, not a curated record. Bases 1 to 1389 code for a protein of 462 amino acids. The transcript has a single exon.